AUGUUGAAAGAAGACGAAACACAGGUGUUUAACGGCACCACUAGUGAAGAUGUUCGUUUGGAGAAUCUGGGUUAUGAACAGGAGCUCAAACGUUCUUUUGGUCUGCUUAGUAUGAUUGGUUUUAGUUUUAGUGUUGUGACAUCUGGUGUUUUCAUUGUUGGCGUCAACUCGGGUGGCCCACCAGUGAUGAUAUUCAGUUUUAUUGGUGUCAGUCUUUUAACCCUCGCGGUCGCUAUCCCCAUGGCAGAAAUGUGUUCCAUGUACCCUGUUGCAGGUGGCCAGUACUCUUGGGUUGCUGCUCUGGCACCUCCGAAGAUUGCUCGGGGCUUAUCAUACAUCGCUGGGUGGUUCAUGAUUAUCGGCGUGCUUGCAAUGGGUGCGACAAACAAUUCAAUUGCGUCAAACUUCGUGUUGGGAAUGGCAAACCUGGUGUUCCCCGAGUAUACCAUUGAAAGAUGGCAGACAGUUCUCGUGGCUUACCUAGUUGCCUUCGUCUCAGCUGCUGUCAAUCUCUGGGGAUCCCAUUUACUCCACCGCAUCUCGAAAUUUAUCCUCAUAUGGAAUGUCGGCUCCUUCGUCGUCAUCACCGUCACGCUCCUCGCAAUGAACGACCACAAACAGUCAGCCUCAUUUGUAUUCUCCGAAUUCGAAAACACAACGGGCUGGGGUACUGGGAUGGCUGCAAUCAUUGGUAUCCUGCAGGCCUGCUUUGGAAUGUGCUGUUAUGAUGCCCCCUCGCAUAUGACAGAGGAAAUGAAGUCUGCAUCAAAAGAAGCCCCCAAGGCUAUCGUCCUCGCGGUUAUCCUUGGAGGAGUGACUGGAUUUAUCUUCCUUCUCACCCUUUGUUUUUGCAUUGGUGACAUCUCGGCGGCUGCCAACACUAGCACUGGCGUUCCUGUUAUCCAGAUCAUCUACGACUCAACGGGUAAUAAGGCUGCAACCUGUAUCUUGACCAGUUUGAUCACAGUUAUUGUCAUGGUUGCAGGAAACAACAUUCUUGCUGAGGGAUCUCGCUCCGUCUAUGCAUUUGCGCGCGACAACGGAUUGCCUUUCUCAAAGGUCUUCAGUAAAGUCAACGCCAAGACCCAGGUCCCAGUGAACGCCGUUCUACUUACCCUUGUUGUGCAACUAGCUCUCGAUGCUAUUGAGUUCGGCACAACAACUGGAUUCGAAACAGUCAUUUCUAUCUCAACAGAAGGAUUUUAUCUAUCAUAUGCUAUGGCUCUCGGUAGCAGAUUGCUCGGGUAUUUCUCCGGCCAUGUUACCAAAAUGGAAGGCCCAUAUGCCUUCUCUACUCCAGUAUCAGUUGGGUUGAACAUUAUCGGUCUUCUAUUUCUACUUUUUGCCUCUAUCACUUUCAACUUCCCCAGCACAUACCCCGUUACCCAUGAGUCGAUGAAUUAUACGAGUGCCGCUAUUGGUGUCAUUGCCCUUAUCAGUCUUGUUACAUGGGUUACGACUGGAAAGAAAAACUUCACUGGACCUGGCGCAGUAAGCUUUCUGAAAGGGCAUAAUACAGCCCAGGAUGGAGCUCGCCCUGCUGGUGCGGAGGUGGAUAAGAAGGGAAGCUGA
Messenger RNA from Penicillium angulare, 1572 nucleotides. RefSeq names its product putative GABA permease. Gene Ontology annotation, cellular component: membrane. Gene Ontology annotation, molecular function: transmembrane transporter activity. The record is from RefSeq and is a predicted model, not a curated record. NCBI's taxonomy places the organism in Eukaryota, Fungi, Ascomycota, Eurotiomycetes, Eurotiales, Aspergillaceae. The coding region runs from base 1 to 1572 and encodes 523 amino acids. The transcript is spliced from 5 exons. Gene Ontology annotation, biological process: transmembrane transport; amino acid transport.